AUGUCGAAGAAUGAAUAUUUUAAUGCACCGGAAGGAGCACCACCAACAUAUAAUACUAAUCAGAAUCAUCAAAAUUCUUAUGUUCCACAACAACAACCUUCUUACAAUGCGCAAACUCAAGAUCGAGGCUUUUUAGGCCAUCAACAAGGUUAUGGUCAACCACCUCCGCCACAAAAUUAUGGUGGUUAUCAACAAGGAGGAUAUCAACAAUAUCCUCAAUAUUAUCAACAACAGCAACAACCUAUGUAUGUUCAACAACAAAGAACAAGUAAUAAUGAAUCUUGUUUGAUGGCUUGUUUAGCUGCUAUUUGUAUCUGUUGUACAUUAGAUAUGUUGUUUUAA
Molecule: messenger RNA, 342 nt
Organism: Insectozyma verbasci
Lineage: Eukaryota; Fungi; Ascomycota; Pichiomycetes; Serinales; Debaryomycetaceae
Source: the annotation of a GenBank genome assembly